Monosiga brevicollis MX1 is the source of this 882-nucleotide messenger RNA. RefSeq lists its product as uncharacterized. Lineage: Eukaryota; Choanoflagellata; Craspedida; Salpingoecidae. The transcript has 10 exons. Bases 1 to 882 code for a protein of 293 amino acids. The record is from RefSeq and is a predicted model, not a curated record. Gene Ontology annotation, biological process: protein phosphorylation. Gene Ontology annotation, molecular function: ATP binding; protein serine/threonine kinase activity.
AUGUAUGUGUGUGGGGGUGUAAUUGCCAACAGUGUGUUAGGUGUGGGUGGCUUUGGGCGUGUCGACCUGGUCUAUGCCCCACAGCAUCAAAAGCAAUGGGCCCUGAAGGCCAUUAGCAAGGCCGCCGUUUUGCAAUCCAAGCAAGAGGUAUACGUGCAAUCAGAGCGCGAGAUUAUGGCCGGACUGGACUCGCCCUUUUGCACACGGCUAGUCGCAACCUUCAAAGAUGACUGCUAUUUCUACCUACUGUCUGAGGCACUACUAGGCGGCGAGCUAUGGCGUCAUCUCAAGCUGGGCGGCCCGCUGGCUGAGGAUCACGCUCGCUUCUAUUGCGCCUGUGUCCUUGAAGGCCUGGCCUAUCUUCAUCAUCGGCACAUCCUGUACCGCGAUCUGAAACCCGAAAAUGUAAUGCUUGAUGCCCGUGGCUAUGUCAAGUUGGUGGACUUUGGCUUUGCUCGCCACCUGCCAGGCAACAAGAAGACCUGGACCUUUUGUGGCACCCCGGAGUACAUGGCACCAGAAAUCAUCAUGAAUCAGGGACACGAUCAGACGUGCGACUACUGGGCUUUUGGCAUCUUUAUAUACGAGCUUUUGACAAGCAGGACCCCGUUUCAGCAUGCGGAUCCCAUGCAAGUGUACAACAAGAUUGUCUUGGGAGUGGAUCAGAUCCACUGUAGCCCGCGGCUCGGGUGUGACGCCAAAGACCUCGUUUAUCGUCUCUGCAGAGAUGUCAAUGCAGACCGUUUAGGUACAGGAAUCGAGGGCAUCAUGCACAUAAAGCACCACAUUUGGUUUGCUCGGGUAGAUUGGGCCAGUCUAGCCCAACAAUGUAUACCGCCACCAUUUGUGCCCGACAUUUCCAAAGACGAUCCAACACGGUAA